Molecule: messenger RNA, 549 nt
Organism: Exophiala bonariae
Lineage: Eukaryota; Fungi; Ascomycota; Eurotiomycetes; Chaetothyriales; Herpotrichiellaceae
Exons: 3
Coding region: 1-549 (182 amino acids)
Source: RefSeq, a predicted model, not a curated record
AUGCAACUCUCAAUACUUCUAUCCACCGCCGUGCUAUGCCUCAGCACAGCGGUCAACAGCUUACCGCUCCUCGAAGCACGCCAGACAGUCACUCCACCAGCACGAUAUUACCUACACACAAAGGUCGUGAAUGGUGACCACAAGGACACAGGCUCUAACAAAACCAAUCUGUGGCUUUACUCGUACCAUACCGGUGCCGGCCUCGGUGACGUCGGCCUUUCCUCCAACAAGUCCAUUGCCUGGGAGGGCUAUCUCAACGGCACCCAGCAGUUCUUCACCUACGAGAACAACCAGAUCGGUCCCUGGCCGCUAGGUAUUGGAUACGGUCCCUAUCAACAAUUCAACCCCGCCACCAUCAGCAUAGCAGAUGAGCCUACAGAGGGGUUCUUCUUCAACUCGACAGGCCUCCAGUAUAAUUAUACCAACGCUGGAUGGCUAGCAUGUGACUGGUGGCACGGUGUACCACAGCUGUUCAACGAAAACGGCUCUCCUUAUGGACCCAUCCCGAGCUCAUGCUCAAGGGUCCAGAUCCUGCCCGUUGCCGUCUAA